UCCUGUGUGAAAACGUCAUCGGCUUUGUGAAAAAAUCAGCAGUGCAAUUGUCUCUCAAUCGGAAGGUUUUUUAACAUCAUAUAACUUGAUAAAAUUGCUACUAAACCACUAGAUUCACAAUGGAAGCUGUCCCUCGUAUGCCGAUGGUCAGCUUCGAGCUGAAAACCUGUCCGGGAGGCACUUCAUUUGGACCCCUGAAGCAAUACAUCGCAGAAUACUAUCAUGAAGAUCCGGACUCGUACUCAAAGGAGUGUUAUCAGUUGGAACAGUUGCGAGGAAUGGCAGCGCGACCGACGCAGGAUGUCGAAGGAACCGCACUGAUGAAACGGUACUACUGUCAGCUGCACUCGCUCCAGAACCGCUUUCUGUUGAAUCAGUUACCCGAAAGUCAGCAAAUGCUUAGUUUCAGUUGGAAGGAUCUGUACAGUGGUGCGACACUGCAGAAAAACAACAUCAAAUUCGAGAUGGCAGUGAUAUUGCAUAAUUUCGGUUCAUUGCAUACGCAGCUGGGAGCAGCGGAAGGUCGAGCCGAUCCGGAGAGUAUGAAAAAAGCUUGCACACACUUUCAGUGCGCUGCUUGGGCCUUCGGAUACAUCAAGGAUAAUUACGCUCUGCUGCUGCAGGGAGAUCUUUCUACUGAGUUGUUGAUUUUUAUGCAAGCACUUUGCUUUGCUCAGGCUCAAGAGUGCAUCAUGGAGAAGAGCCUGUGCGACAACCGUAAGUCGGGGAUAAUUGCGAAAGUGACGGCUCAAAUUGUUACGUACUACAAUUCGGCGCUGGCUGCCCUGUUGACUCAGAACGGGGAGGAUGGACGGAUUCAGGACAUUGUCGGAAGCAAGCAGUUUAAGGAAUGGAGGAAGUAUGUGAAGUUUAAAAUUUCCUAUCUGUCUUGUAUUCUGCUGCUGUAUCAAGGACAGCAAUCUGAAGAGCGGCAAAAAAUGGGCGAAAGAGUUGUGUUGUAUCAAGCUUCUUUCGACAGAUUAGAGGAAGCGAAAAAAGAAUCGAAAGGCCUGGCGAAUAUCGACCAGAUUAACGAUGCGCUUCAGUUUACGAUGGAUGUGGUGGAAGCGAAACGAAAGUCUGCUAAGAAUGAAAACGAAUUCAUCUAUCACGAAGAGGUGCCGGAAUUGAGUGCUAUUUCUGCUGUGCAGGGUGCAAAUCUUGUUCAUGGUAUAACUUUUAGUGUGACAGAUCCUGAUGCCAUGGGGGAGGACAUAUUCCAUCGAUUGGUGCCGAUGAAGGCGCACGAAAGUAGUUCGGUUUACAGUGAGGAAAAGGCAGAUCUGCUUCGCUCGGUUGGCUCUAGAGUGGAAGAGAGAGAUUUGGAACUGACUUCAUUCAUGAGUUCGCUAAAUUUGGACUCGAUCAAUGUGCAAAAUCCGAGCAGUUUUAAUGAAGUUCGACUGCCCCAGGGACUGGUUGAUCGAUGUGCUGAUUUGAAUGCUAAACCUAGUGCCAUUCCCGAUUUAGUGCAGUCGAUGUCGAAUUUGGCGGAAAGUUGCACGGAUGUCGAGAUGAUGUUGAAGGAAAUCAAGCAUCUGUUGAAACAGGACGAAAUACAAGAGGAUAGCUACCAGCAGAAGAUUGGCCAGCGUUCUAACGGGGGAACCCAUAUUGCCGAGUUGAACCGAGAGUUCUCUAAGUAUCAGGAGGCUCAUAACAAGGCCGGUGAAAGCAACGACACGUUGCGCAAGGCGAUGGGGUUGCACGUGCACAAUUUGAAAAUUUUGGCGCAACCGCUGAAGGACAUCAAAGAGCAGAUUCCGACUAGUAGCGAGCAGUUUGAUGAACUGACGCUGAAGGAGUUGCAGGGGAUAUUGGCUAAGGUUACGGAGAUGCGCGAUCAAAGAGCUAAACUGUACCAGGAUCUGCGUGAUAACGUAACCAAUGAUGACAUUACUUCACAGCUAAUUGCGCUGGAAAAUGGUCCGGAUAGUAAAAAACGCAUGCAGGAACUUUUCAAGAAAGAACUUGCAAAACACGACCAAUUGGUGGCCUUAUUGGAUGCAAACUUAAAAGCGCAGCCCAACAUUCUGAAGGCGCUGACUGAAAUUUACGCUCGCUGUGCUCCGAUAAUCAAAUCGAUCAGUGAGGCCAAGACAAAACGGGAGCAGUUUUUCUCCUCCCUGCAAGGGUCGUACGACGUUUAUGAGGAUCUGCUGUCGAAGAGUGCGAAAGGGUUGGAAUUUUACCGGAAAUUGCAAGUGAACGUACAGAAAUUGUACUCCCGUGUGAAGGCCGCCUGUGACGUUCAGGACGAGGAACGCAACCAAAAGCUAAAGUCAAGCACGGCUAUGAAGAAACAGACGGCUGACUUUGCCCAUCCAACGACCACGUUCCGCGAAAAUCCUAAGUUAAGUGGAGGUCCUAAGUUGAAGGAUUAUCUUAAAUCUGGCAACAUAAGUUUGGGUUCCAUUAAAGCUGCAGGAAUAGAUGUCAAUUCUUCUGGGUAUGUCCCACCGGUACGCCCCACCCCGGUCGGGUCCGAGAGUACUACUCCAGCGGCUAGCUCUGGAACCGGUAGUGGAGGAUACUAUCAAGACUCGUACGCUAAUUAUAAUUAUUAUUCAUCUACAACUGGAACCGCAAGUGCUCCUUCUGCGGCGGCGGAUUAUUCUCAAUACUAUCAGCAACAGCAACAGUAUGCCAACUACGUUCCAGUUUCUACAUUCCAGUCAAGUACGAACUCAACGCUGACUCCUACGCAGACUCAAGCGCAGACCACAGGUUUUGUGAAUCCCAUAUACCAGAGUCCGCUCAAUAAUUAUUACAACAAUCGACAAGCGGCUGACUAUGGUCAAUAUCCUGUCGCUCAACCUUCGCCAGCGUUAUCAACAAGUUCAAGUGAAGUUGGGACAGCAGCGCCUCAAGCUCAGAAUUGGAAUCAGUUGAAUCAACAGUUUAAUGCGAUGAAUCUCCAGCCAGCAACUACAGUAGCAACAUAUCAGCCAUCGGUUGAUUCCAAUUCUACAACUGCUUAUUCGCAAACUCAAUCGUAUCAAGUAGACAGCAGCGCUGUAAGUCAACCAUAUUCAACAACUCCUGCCUUGAAUGGCUAUACAAAUCAAACGACUGACCAAUAUCAGGAUGUUUCUAAUCAAUACUACCUACAGCAACAACAACAACAACAAAUGCAGCAACAACAACAACAAUAUCAAACACAGCAGGGACUUGCGUACACUCAACAGAUUCAACCACAAACAACAUCACAAGCAACGUCUUAUCCCACGUACCCAGGUUACUCAUACAAUCCUCAAACAGGUGCCUACGACUACAUCGGCGUCAAUCAAUACAACACCGUUAGUCAAACGUCGGUAACGAAUCAAUAUCCUAACCCAAGUCAAGCGGCCACAGGAGCGGUUACGAAUUCAUUAACAGCGCCAUACCCAUCAGCUGUAACUGGGUCUUUCGACGUAAACCAAUCUCAACAACAACAGCAAGCUUCAUACCCGACUUCGUACAGCAAUAACUUGGCCUCAGCAUCGAUAACUCAGCCGUGUACAACUCCUGCUACAGCAGCUGUGAAUACCGCAAAUCCAUCAUCAUCUUACUACGGAAACUACAACUAUAACCAGACCCAAGAACCGCAAGCUCCGGACCCCGGUCAAGCUUACUACACACAAGAGCAAUCACAAAACAAUAACUAUUACAAUUCGGGCUACGGAUCAACUACAAACCAGUACCAGCACCCGGUACCGGACGGUGCACCAUCAGCUGGACAAGCCUCGAGUCAGUAUUCUUAUCAAGUUGCUCCCGCUGUAACAAGCAAUGCCGCAGGCGUUCCCGGAACAUACGGUAGUACAGCAACCGAGUCAUCUCAGUACCAAACCUAUCAGACUCCAGCGACCGCUACCCAACCAGCUACGGAACAACCGGCUGCAACCGUGACACCCGCCACGGCUCCAUCCCAAACACAGCCACAAUCCAGCCCCAGUUCGACCGUUAGCAAACAAUCAUCCAACCUUGACCUGCUGUCCGGUCUUGACUUUACUCCCGCCGCCCCAGUUACGGCCGCCAUUCUGCAACCACGGUCAGUCACUUCCGCCGCGACAGAAGAUGACGUAAAGAGUGAAGUUCUGACCCCCACCAAAGCUCCGCCAGAUCCGGUGCCGGAUGUACCCUCGACACCCAGCAGUUUCAAAAAACCCGUCGCACCCUCGGAAAGCUUCGACCGUAAACCGAGCUUCGAUAAUCUGUCGAUUUGCUCCGACCUGAGUUCGAUCGAUCAGAAUUUCGAUUGGGAAAGUGCAUCACUUAGAGCCGCAGUAGCACCCACAGCAGCUGCGGUCAGCGGCAGCACAGCGAGUGGUGGUUUCGGUGCUACCAGCGUUGUUACGACCAACAAUAACCACAACAACAACAGUAUUCUGGUGCAACCGGCUCGAGACCCCUUCGAGGAUCAGGCCACCCUCAAAUGGUUCCAUAAGGAAGUCGAACGGUUGGAGAAAUUCAUUGAUACGUUGAAUGUGAAAACCUUGAACGGUACGACCCCGCUGGACGGCAAGUGGAAGGAGCUGCAGGAUAUGCUGGUAAAGGAAGAGUCCAAACGUCAGGUCAGUGUGGCAAAGUUGUUUCCGGAGAAAAAUCGUUCCAUCGACAGUGUGCCGUAUGACCAUGCUAGGGUGACACUGCCGACCGAUACCGACAACUACAUCAAUGCUGUUUUUGUAAAGUUUUCCAAGGAUCAAUCAUCGGACCUUGGUUUCGGAUGCCCUCAAAUGAUUCUGGCUCAGACCCCGCUCCAAAACACUGUGAACGAUUUCUGGAACAUGAUCUGGUCGCAAAAGGCAACUGUAGUUGUUUGCUUGCACCCACCGAACGAGAUCUUAGACACAUUCUGGCCCUGUGACAUCAACCAAGAGCUGAGCUACGGUGACGUAUCCGUGUCACUAGUCAAACAGUUCGAUUUGACGCACUGCAUCGAGCGGGCUCUGCGGGUUACAAUGCUCGGAUCGGACGUUAUUUUGAGCCUGACUCUGUUGCAAGUAAAACUGUGGCCCAAACUAUCAGCGGAAUAUAUGCUGGGAAUUGCGCAGAACGUAAUCGGUGCCUACCGACAGCAAAAUCAGGAGCAGAAACAACCGAAACCUUUGAUUGUCAACUGCCUAAACGGUUCCGAUCGUUCCAGUUUACUGGCGGUGGCCAUCGCCUCAAUUUUGGCGACACAAUCACGAAAACCGGUUCUAAUAAAUGUGGUGGAUAUCUGGUAUCGAAUAUGCUGUCAGCGGAAGGGAGCACUUCGCGACCCAAAUUACAUUCAAUUGUCCUACAACAUCGUGCUGAACAACGGACAUAGUAUUCUGAACAAACGUGGUAUAAUGACAUCCUACCAGAUGAAAACGGUCCAAACGACUGCCGCCGCUGAGAAGGAGGAAACAAUCAAUGAUCCGUUCAAAGAUCUGGAUCCUUUGUGGAAACUGAAAUGAGCAUAGAAUUGAUCUAUAUACCGUACUCUGCUGGGACAGUGCCACCACAAUUUUAUACGUUCCAUUGGCAUUGAGAAAAAGAAAAGUAAAAUUGUGCGGUAUUCUGUCCGCACGUAGCCCUGCUUGGGACAAAGCGUUUAUUAUAAUGAUUUCGCUGCAUAUAUAAUGCGCACGAUAUAUUUUAAUAUAUUCACAAUUAUUAUCGAACCCGCUAUACUAUUGAGGAGCUGAUUCACUGAUUAAAGGCUACAGCAAUUGAUUAGGAAGGUAAUAUAUUAAUGCAGGCGUGGCACCUUGAAAGAAAAUGCACCUUGCAGGAAAGAACUGAUGUUUUGGAUAUUUGCUAGAAGUUUACUUGAAUUAUGCAAUAACGAAAAAUAUAUGUUGAAUCUAA
Wyeomyia smithii (pitcher-plant mosquito) is the source of this 5820-nucleotide messenger RNA. RefSeq names its product tyrosine-protein phosphatase non-receptor type 23 (gene mop). Gene Ontology annotation, biological process: endocytic recycling; protein dephosphorylation; early endosome to late endosome transport. Lineage: Eukaryota; Metazoa; Arthropoda; Insecta; Diptera; Culicidae. The record is from RefSeq and is a predicted model, not a curated record. The transcript is spliced from 9 exons. Bases 120 to 5426 code for a protein of 1768 amino acids. Gene Ontology annotation, cellular component: endosome. Gene Ontology annotation, molecular function: protein binding; protein tyrosine phosphatase activity.